Prunus armeniaca (apricot) is the source of this 753-nucleotide messenger RNA. Lineage: Eukaryota; Viridiplantae; Streptophyta; Magnoliopsida; Rosales; Rosaceae. The record is from the annotation of a GenBank genome assembly.
AUGGCAUCUUCUGUCGAAGCCGGAGGCGCGUGGACAAUUCAGGAAGAUAUUGCGUUGUGUCAAUCUUGGGUGAACGUUAGUCAUUGCCCUGUCACGGGCAAUGAGAUGAAGUUCUCUCAUAUGUGGAGCAAAAUUCAUGGAGAAUUUUGUCAAAGAUUGGGUUCCAUUCGGAUAGAAAUGGUCUUGUCUAGUAUAUGGAGAAUUCUGAAUAAAGAGUUAAGAAAAUGGAAAAAUGCCUUGACAAAAGCAAGGGAGAACAUUCGAAGCAGUCAAAAUAUAUCCGAUGAGGUGCCAUGGGGUCCGGCGGUUGUGUUGAAUGAGACGCCACUCUUCGAUUCGCCAUCAACCGAUUCGCCAUUGGACUCCCCAAUGGAAACGGAGUCACCACUCCCACGUCCACUGAGACCUAUUGGGAGAAAAGCGGCAAAGGCCAAGAGAGGGAGCAAUUCGAACAAUGAAUGUGUACAAUUUAUGGAGCAAAUAGCUAAGAACACCGCACUAAGAAUUGAGAAAGACUUGAAAAGAGAAGAAGCGGACAUCGCGCGACAGAAAGCAUUUGCAAUUCAACAGCAGCAGGCACAAGAAAAAGACAUGGAGGAUAGAGAGAUGAAAAUCAUGGCCAUGGAUACGAGCCAUAUGUCUCCUGAAACAAAGGCCUAUUGGAAGCUAAGACGAAUGGAUGUGAUGAGAAGAAAACUUUUCCAUGACGACGGACCUAGCAAUACGGAUUGGUUAAAUGAUCAAAACCAUUAG